Molecule: messenger RNA, 814 nt
Organism: Anastrepha obliqua
Lineage: Eukaryota; Metazoa; Arthropoda; Insecta; Diptera; Tephritidae
Product: cytidine deaminase-like
Exons: 2
Coding region: 197-673 (158 amino acids)
Cellular component (GO): cytosol
Molecular function (GO): zinc ion binding; cytidine deaminase activity
Source: RefSeq, a predicted model, not a curated record
UCCAAAUAUAUUGAAUUCGUUUAGAAAUUUUAUAAUCAUAAACGAAACUGAUUGAAACUGUCGACUGUGCUAAUAAACGUAUUCGUGAAACUAACUAAGCGUUGGAUAGCUUCAGUCAACAUAAUUCGGAAAUUAUUCACACAACUGUCUUUUAUUUUGCACGAAUUUACCUAAUCUUCAUAAUUCUAACUAGAUAAUGCCACGAGUAAUGGUGCAUAAUGUCAAUGAUGACAAGCAACUACGGGAUUUUAAAGAUUUAAGUGCUGAUGCAAAAGAGCUAAUAAAGGCAGCUAUUGAGGCACGUCAAUACGCUUAUUGUCCGUAUAGCAAAUUUAAAGUGGGCGCAGCUAUACAAACAGGUGACGGAUCAAUUUAUACGGGUUGUAAUAUCGAAAAUGGCGCUUAUCCGGCAGGUAUAUGUGCCGAGCGUACAGCUGCUUGUAAAGCGAUCAGUGAUGGUAAACGCGAUUUCGUUGCGUGCGCAGUUGUGGCCCAGCAGGACAGUGGCUUUACUACUCCUUGUGGUGUAUGUCGCCAAUUUUUGGCUGAAUUUGCUAUGACAAGAGACUUUCCACUAUAUUGUGCCAAGCCAGCUUGCCCGCCAUUGCAAGUGCUAGCAACAAGCAUUCGAGAUUUGUUGCCACGAAGUUUUUCUUUUUUGGAAAAUAAAUGAAUUGGCAGCGCGUAUAAUAUGAGAUGAUAUUUAUUGAUGCAUAAAACUUAUUGCGAUGAAAUACAUACAUUAUAUAUUUGGACAUUAUAUCAAAUAACUUCAUUUGCUAAAUCAUAUAUUGUAUAUUUUCAAUGAUAAUAU